Astyanax mexicanus (Mexican tetra) is the source of this 7873-nucleotide messenger RNA. RefSeq names its product ubiquitin specific peptidase 32 (gene usp32). NCBI's taxonomy places the organism in Eukaryota, Metazoa, Chordata, Actinopteri, Characiformes, Acestrorhamphidae. Gene Ontology annotation, biological process: protein deubiquitination. The record is from RefSeq and is a predicted model, not a curated record. The transcript is spliced from 34 exons. The coding region runs from base 253 to 5112 and encodes 1619 amino acids. Gene Ontology annotation, cellular component: Golgi apparatus. Gene Ontology annotation, molecular function: cysteine-type deubiquitinase activity; calcium ion binding.
GCAGCGGAGCCGCGUCACCGUGUCGCUGAGACCCAAACCGGAGUUUGGAGCAAAGCGCCGCGGAUCCGCUGCUCAGAAAGAGAGAGAGAGAGAGGGAGAAGGAGAGGGAGAGAGAGACACACACACACAGAUAGAGAGAGAGGGUGUGUGUGAUAGAGAGAGACUGAGAGAGACACGGGCACCAGGCAACAGGCGCCGCUCCCGCGCGCAGCGGACUCUAUUUACAUGACAGUCCAGUGAAAUGAGGGCAACAUGGGGGCCAAAGAGUCACGGAUUGGCUUCCUUUCUUACGACGAGGCCGUCAGAAGAGUUACUGAUGUGGAACUCAAGCGGCUCAAAGAUGCCUUUAAAAGGACCAGCGGUCUGUCUGCCUACAUGACACAGCAGUGCUUCUUCAAAGAGGUACUAGGUGAUGGCGUCCCCCCCAAGGUUGCAGAGGUGAUCUACAACUCGUUUGGAGGCACACCAAAAGGGCUACAUUUCAACAACCUCAUCGUUGGCCUGGUUCUGUUAACAAGAGGACGAGAUGAGGAAAAAGCCAAAUACAUCUUCAGUCUGUUCGCCAACGACUCGGGCAGCUAUGUUGUGCGAGAUGAGGUGGAGAACAUGCUCCGCUCUGUGGACGGGGAAGUGCCGCCCUCGCUGAAGAAGUGCUUCUUGGAGGGUGAGAAGGUGAAUUAUGAGAGGUUUAAGGGCUGGCUCCUGCAGAACAAAGAAGCCUUCACAUUCUCCCGCUGGCUGCUCUCGGGCGGCGUGUGCGUCACCCUGACCGACGACAGCGACACGCCCACGUUCUACCAGACGCUGGCCGGAGUCACACACUUAGAAGAAUCUGACAUAAUUGACUUGGAAAAGCGCUACUGGCUUCUAAAAGCCCAGUCCAGGACCGGCCGCUUCGACUUGGAAACCUUUGUCCCUCUGGUCUCGCCCCCUAUUCAUGCAUCGCUAAGUGAAGGCUUGUUUCAUGCCUUUGAUGAGAAUCGGGACAAUCAUAUUGACUUUAAGGAGAUAUCUUGUGGGCUUUCAGCUUGCUGUCGAGGGCCUGUGGCUGAAAGACAGAAGUUUUGUUUCAAAGUGUUCGAUGUAGAUCGGGAUGGUGUUCUGUCUCGAGACGAGGUGCACGAGAUGGUGGUGGCCUUGCUGGAAGUAUGGAAGGAUAACCGCACCGACACCCUGCCGGAACUGCAUUCCAAAGUUUCUGACAUCGUAGAAGAUAUCCUGAAGAUGCAUGACACUACAAAACAGGGGCACUUAACGCUGGAGGACUACCAGAUAUGGAGUGUGAAAAGCGCCCUCGCCAACGAGUUCCUCAACCUGCUUUUUCAGGUGUGCCACAUUGUUCUAGGCUUGCGACCUGCUACUCCUGAGGAGGAGGGCCAGAUCAUCAGGGGAUGGCUGGAGAGAGAGAGCAGGCAUGGGCUGCAGCCUGCUCAGAACUGGUUCCUCAUCUCCAUGCAGUGGUGGCAGCUGUGGAAAGACUAUGUUAAAUAUGACAAUAAAUCUAUAGUGGUGGAACAGCCAGGAAUACAGAGCAAUGGCAGGAGAAGUCCUCCGUCCACCACCAAUGCUGACUCGGCUGUGAUCAAAGCUGGAGCAGUGGCUCGUUCACUCAGUUCCCCUGGAGACAAGAAUACAGACAGGACCUGGGAGUCCUCAGACAGCACCACUAACAGUCAUAUGCCACACGUGAGCUCCUCUGCUACGGACAUCUGUUUUGCUCGGCAGCACAAUGUUUUGGACAACAACAACCAGUGUUUCUCUUCUGCCAAUGGACACUUGCCCAACCAUCUGGUUGCACAGAGGCCUGGCGCCAUUGACAACCAGCCCUUAGUCACCACUGAACCUGUGAAGGCACCCACGUUAACAAUGGAAGGUGGGCGACUAAAGAGAGCCUUGCACCUGAUGGCUGGCCGGGACUUCGAGACGGUACCAGAGCCGGUAUGGAGGGCGCUAUACCACUGGUACGGAGCCAACCUCAGCCUGCCAAGACCGGUAAUCAAGUCUGUUGUAACAGAAGAGGCAGAACUGGAGCUCUUCCCUCGCUACUUGCUCUUUCUGCGACAGCAGCCUGCCACGCGCACCCCCCAGUCCAACAUUUGGGUUAACAUGGGUAUGACCAGCCUGCGAAUGUUCCCUCCACACUUUCCCAGAGGCAAUGUGCCAUCUCCUAACGCCCCUCUGAAGCGGGUGCUGGCCUACACGGGCUGUUUCAGCCGCAUGAGCACUAUAAAGGACAUCCACGAGUAUCUGUCGCAGAGGUUACGCAUCAAAGAGGAGGACAUGCGUCUCUGGCUCUACAACAGCGAGAAUUACCUCACUCUACUGGAUGAUGAAGAUCAUACGUUAGAAAGUUUGAAAAUUCAAGAUGAGCAGCAUUUGGUAAUUGAGGUUCGAAAUAAAGAUAUGAGCUGGCCCGAGGAGAUGUCCUUCAUUGCUAACAGCAGCAAAAUCGACAGACACAAAGUUCCUACAGAGAAAGGUGCUACAGGCUUAAGUAACCUUGGAAAUACGUGCUUUAUGAACUCCAGUAUUCAGUGCGUGAGCAACACCAAGCCCCUCACUGACUACUUCAUCUCAGGAAGACACCUCUAUGAGCUCAACAGAACCAAUCCCAUAGGAAUGAGAGGUCAUAUGGCCAAAUGUUAUGGAGAUUUGGUUCAGGAGCUCUGGAGUGGAACGCAAAAGAACAUUGCACCUCUGAAGCUACGGUGGACGAUAGCAAAGUAUGCGCCAAGGUUCAACGGCUUCCAGCAACAGGACUCUCAGGAACUGCUGGCGUUCUUGUUGGACGGCCUCCACGAAGACCUGAAUCGAGUCCACGAGAAACCUUAUGUGGAGUUGAAAGACAGCGAUGGAAGGCCAGAUGCAGAAGUGGCCACAGAGGCUUGGGAAAAUCAUUUGAGAAGAAACCGCUCCAUCGUGGUGGACCUGUUCCACGGCCAGCUUAAGUCCCAAGUCAAGUGCAAGACCUGCGGUCACAUCAGCGCCCGCUUUGACCCCUUUAACUUCCUGUCUUUGCCUCUUCCUAUGGACAGCUCAAUGCACUUAGAGAUCACAGUUAUUAAACUAGAUGGUUCCACACCAGUACGAUACGGGCUUCGUCUGAACAUGGAUGAGAAGUACACAGGUCUGAAGAAGCAGCUGAGUGAGCUAUGUGGCCUGAAACCUGAGCAGAUCCUCCUAGCUGAGGUCCACUCGUCCAACAUCAAGACCUUUCCUCAGGACAACCAGAAAGUGCGUCUGUCUGCGAAUGGCUUCCUGUGUGCGUUUGAGAUUCCUGUUCCUGGGUCUCCCACCUCAGUCACCUCUCCUACACCAACAGACACUACCCCGAUGGUCAAUGGCAUUGCUGGGAACAGCCAUGCAGAGAAACCUGGCCUAAUUCCAAAUGGUACGGCUGGUACGCCUGUACGCAGUGGCUCCGACAAAAACCUAGCCAACGGCAUGCCCAGCACAGUGGUACCUUCUGCCUCAGAGAAAAGUCUUACCAACGGCAUCCCCAACGGCCACAUCACGCCGGUUCAGGACAGUCCCUUUAUUGGCUACAUCAUAGCCAUGCACAGGAAAAUGAUGCGGACCGAACUGUACUUCCUCUCGUCUCAGAAGAAUAGGCCAAGUCUAUUUGGCAUGCCGCUCAUCGUGCCUUGCACUGUGCACACCAGUAAAAAAGACCUGUAUGACGCAGUGUGGAUCCAAGUGUCCCGUCUAGCCAGCCCUCUGCCACCUCAGGAGGCCAGCAACCACGCCCAGGACUGUGAUGACAGCAUGGGUUACCAGUACCCUUUCACCCUGCGAGUGGUGCAGAAAGACGGAAACUCCUGUUCUUGGUGCCCGUGGUACAGGUUCUGCAGAGGCUGCACAGUGGAGUGUAACGAGGACAGGGCAGCUCUGGGGAAUGCCUACAUCGCUGUGGACUGGGACCCCACCGCUCUGCAUCUCCGCUACCAGACCUCCCAGGAAAGGAUAGUGGAGGAGCAUGCCAGUGUGGAGCAGAGUCGGCGAGCUCAGGCCGAGCCCAUCAGUCUGGACAGCUGUCUGAAAGCGUUCACAAGUGAGGAGGAGCUCGGUGAGGAUGAGCUCUACUACUGCUCAAAGUGCAAAACCCACCGCCUGGCCACCAAGAAGCUGGAUCUCUGGAGGCUGCCGCCUAUACUGAUUGUUCAUCUAAAACGCUUCCAGUUUGUGAAUGGGCGCUGGAUCAAGUCUCAGAAGAUAGUGAAGUUUCCACGAGGAGGCUUCGACCCUAGUGCUUUUCUGGCCCCACGUGAGGCCGCCCAGAGCACAUGGAGCCUGCAGAGCCAUAGCGAAUGUCUAGUGGAGGAGCUCCAGAGGCUGGACAGAGGAGACUCCUCUGUGUCUUCCAUCUCCACAACCACUGUUGCCAGCCCACCUGUAUCUGGAAGAGGCACUCCAUGCUCAAUUAGGAGGAUGAACAGUCCACUGAGCAGAAGCAGCAGCCCCAGCAACAGCCCUAAGAACACAGGCCGCAAGCAGGGCCGGCUGCGUCUGCCCCAGCUGGGCAGCAGACACCGACUCUCCAACAGCAAGGAGAACCUGGACAGCAGCAGCAUCAGCAGUUUUAAGGAGAGCGGCCCAGAGCCGGAGCACAGCACAGGGACUGAGGUGGAGCCGCUGGGGCCGGGGGUCCCUGCAGAGUCUAACACGCAGGACACCUGGUCAGUAGAUGCCUCCAGCACUGACUGUGAUGUCAUCAUGGUGAACGGGCUGGGCCAGGAGAGCGGCCAAAGCAACGGCCACUCUGAGGCCAGCACAGAGCUGGACUGCACCUCUCACCAAAGAGACGACAUCUGCCUGGAGCCCAUAUACGACUUGUAUGCAAUCUCAUGCCAUUCAGGAAUAAUGGGAGGAGGCCACUAUGUGACCUAUGCUAAAAACCCCAAUGAUAAAUGGUACUGUUAUAACGACAGCAGCUGUAAGGAGGUUCACUCGGAAGAGAUUGACACAGACUCAGCAUACAUUCUCUUCUACGAGCAGCAAGGAGUGGACUACUCUCGAUUUCUGCCGAGGACUGAUGGCAAAAAAAUGGCGGACACUACUAGCAUGGACGAAGACUUUGAGUCGGACUACAAGAAGUACUGCGUGCUUCAGUGAUCCCAUGCUCUUCCACAAAACAAGGCACUUAUAGUAGGUUUCAUCAGUAUCCCCCCCUGUGCAAUGAAGACUGAAACAGCAGAGUGGCUCAGCAGAAACUGAGGAGCGACAGCUACUCUGAAGCACAAAGACCUGCUGGCUGACUGAAGAGGCUCCACUGCUGCCCCCUGUAUCAGAAGACAGGUACUUGACUGCUGGCUGCUGGUAUGGAUGUGUUGUGCCAGUGAGUGACUGAGUGAGUGAGUGACUGAGUGAGUGUUUUUGAGAGAAAGUGAGAUUUGAGAACUAUAUAUAUUGUUAUUGUUGCCAAGUGAACAAAUAGGUUCUUGACCAGAAAUCUCCAUUCCCAUGAAAAUUCUUCUAACUAGCUGAACACUGCAAUCCCCAAAUCUGCAGAAUCACACAAACCUAUUAUAUAUUUAUGUAUUUAUCUUACCGUAAGGGUUGACAGCACUCUCAUCUUAUACAUGCUUGAGUUUUAUUGAGUAUAUUUAUAUGAUGAUCCAUGACCCGUAAACACAGCUCUUACUGGCCAAACUCACAUUCAUUCAGUCCCAAGUUAGAUUGGUUAAUCAUAAGCUCAAAUUUGGAGCACUUUCAUUGACUCCUAACAUUUUCCUGACUGACACUGAUUGAAUGUUAAGUUUAGAAAAGUACAGUGUUAACAAUCUGAAAUAUACACAUUUAACAGGUUAAACACUUUCCAAAGGCCUGUUUAAUUAGUUCUUUAUCUGAAUCAAAGGUUUCUCAGUAGAACUUGUACACUACCUCACUUUAUUUCCAGUUAAUUGGUUGGUUGGUUGGUUGUUAAUGGGAAGCCUGCGAGACAGUAUUACAAUGUGAAUGGCUCUAUCUAUCCCUUAGAUAAUAACACAAAUAUUGACUGAGCAAAGUCCUGCACGUUUCACUACCAAACGAAAUUCCAUUUUUGUGAGCCACAAACACAAAACCACUUCCAUAUGCCAUUUCUAAAUCAUUGGAUUUAUUAAAUUGAUUUUUUUUUUUUUAAGUUUGAAGUUUAUUUUUAGGUCCUGUGCCAGAGCCUCCCUCAAAGAGCCAGUAUAUCUCCUUAAUGUCUUUCUUUUUUGUCUUUGUCUUAAUCAGAUUUUUAAAUGAUAACCUUUUAUUUUUCAGCCGUAUUUAUUUUUAAUAGCGCCGAUUCACUUUCGCCUGAGCACAUCAGUCGCUGAUUUAGCAUGACUGUAUGCUGGCGGCAUUCCACCCAUCACAGUGCCAGCCCCACUAUUAUCACCAUUCAGCGAUGCCAUUACAGCUUCUAGAAUGUUCGUACGUACUGUCGUCACUUUAUUUCCAGUUGUAAGGAAGGUACAGUAAAUGGUAGCCAAAUGCAUGCAUAUCUGAUCAGUGUACUCUCAAGGGAGAGGUUCACAUCAUCAAGCCAAAGCUCUUAACAGGUGAUGUAUAUGUUGUUGCGUAACGCUCAGCUCUACUGGCAGAAGGCCUGUAGGAGAGAUCUGCAGUUUAUGUGAACUGUCUUCUCUGAAAGAACGUCUCGUCAGCACGGCUCGCCUUACGAAGGUCUUGUGCUGUGCUAAGAGAAAGCAGGGUCUACUGUAGAGAGGACCUGCUGAAGUUUGCGUGUCUGUAGACAUGCAGGAAUAAUAGUAGCAACCCUGUGGAGACUCUUUAUUAGAGAGCCAUCUUUACACUGUGAAAAUAGAUAUGAAACAUUGAAUGUUUUUUUUUUUUGGUUUGUUUUGUUUAUUUCUUCCCUAAUCACUUUUAAUCACCUGAAAGAAAUUGGGAAGGAGUUAUAUGAGUCGACCUAUGCUGCUCCACUUCUGAACAGUUCCACGAAACAAAUAACAUGACUUUUACGGACAUUUGCAAUUUAAUAAAAAAAAUUUGUUUAUGUAAAAAGGAAGAAAAAAAUUGAGAGAAAUUACUAAGAGAACUGUAUUACUGUAUUUUAUCAUUCACGUGAUUUUGUUCCUCACGAAAGUAGUCAGAAAGCAUCAGUUGUAAGCAAUGACAUUUAUGGCUUUAAAAACAAGCGCUGUCAAACGCUGAAAGAAAAAUACAUAAUAAAGGGCCCUAUGAUUUCUGUAAUAUGGACAACACUGAUGGAAUUACAGAAUAAAAGUUUAAAACAGACCUCAGAAAUAAACACUGAAUGGUGUAAAAAAGAAAUUUAAAUGAAGAAAAAAUAAAACAGAACUUGUGAAAAGAAGAAACAGAUAUUAUAGGGCCCUGGUAAACGCACAGUAGCUGAAAAGAAUAUGUCUAUGGCUGUGUGACUAUGUCUGUUUGACCGGAAUCAUUAGAUCCUCCCAGUAUGAAAUCAGCAUUCACUUGGAAAAACGAGUAGCUUGUUAAUUUUAUAUUUAACUGGAAUCUUCCCCGCGGCUUAUGAGUCUUUCAUGGCCGCAAGUAUACAUGACUUUUAAAGAUUUUUUUUUUUGAUACAGGGAUAAUUUAUUCAGAAAAUAUGUGAUCGGUUGGCAAAAAAGUAGUGCAAUCAACUACUGACAUUUGUCUUUGUUGUUCGUCGUUUUGUUAAAUUAAUUGGCAGAGAUGUAUUAAUUUAAGGAACUUUAUUUUGUAAAGUGUUAAACGGAUGAAAUGAUGUUGCACUGACAUAAAAUGUACAUAUGAUGUUUUGUAAAUAUGCCAAUAAAAAUUAUGUAUUUGGGAAAAAAUGAGCUGUAAAAAAUUGUAGUUGUAUAUGAAGUGAUGCCAUUGAUCUGUAACGAAUAUCAGAGCAACCAAUUAAAUGCAGCCGAUGCCAUUGAACAAUGAA